Molecule: messenger RNA, 1600 nt
Organism: Notechis scutatus (mainland tiger snake)
Lineage: Eukaryota; Metazoa; Chordata; Lepidosauria; Squamata; Elapidae
Source: RefSeq, a predicted model, not a curated record
CCGAUGAGACUCGAACUGCCAAAUUGCAGGCAGCCAGCCGUCAGCAGAAGUAGCCUGCAGUACUACAUUUUAAACACUGUGCCACUGCGACUAGCCAGUUCUGUAACAACAAAUCUAUCUAAUUGGCAAAACCCAAACUCAAAAAUUUCAUUUUUUCUACCUCAAUUACAAAAUCCAGAAAUGAGUUUUUUAGUCGCAUAACUGAAUGUCUUAUGGGAGAGAUAAAAACUUUUACCUUUAAUAUUAUUUCUCUGAAACGUUCCUGGAUGUUCAACAUUGCAAUAAUGCUGCUGCCCACCAGAAUUUCAAUAAAUACCAUUUAUAGUAUGGUACAGGAUGGCCAUUGAGUUUAUCAUUGAACUGACAUGGGUGCCAUUUUAUGGCAUGGGGCAUAAUAUCUUUCUGGCAUCCAAUGAUUACAUCCUUGAAUUGAGCCAAAGUUAUAAACUUUAAGUCACUAUAAUUUUAUUUCUUCAUGUACAAGUUAUCAAUGAUUUAUUUACUAAAUUUAGCAUUUUUGCCUGAACUCAUAGGCCACAAUUGCUGGGACCAUGAACCACAAGCUAGACAAUCACUAUGUAGAUUAGAACAUUGUGCAAAUUCAGAUUUCUUUUGACAGCUUUUAAUUUGGUUUCUGUAUUUUUUUUUAUAGACAUCGGCAAGUAUUUGAUAAACUAUUUAACAUGAACCUUGUAAUGAAGGCUAAGACUAUUAGGGAAUUUGACAAACAGUUUACCACAGUCAUGUUUGGCUAUCCUUCAGUUGAAGCUUACUAUGAAGAUGCCAGUCCAUGUCAUAAACUGAAGAAAAUAGGAAUUCCAGUGUUGUGCUUAAAUUCUCUGGAUGAUGCAUUCUCACCAAAUCAUGCUAUACCAGUGGAAAUUGCAAAACAGAAUACUAAUAUAGCUUUGAUCCUUACUUCCUAUGGAGGCCAUAUUGGUUUUCUUGAAGGACUGUGGCCAAGAAAGUGCACGUAUAUGGACAGAAUCUUCAAACAAUUUGUUCAAGCAGUGUUUGAGCAUGGGAGAAAAAUUGUUACUCUUUAGCAAUUUAUCCAAAUGAUGGUCAAUGCACAUACAUAACACUUAAUCAACCAGAAAAUGAAAAUCCAUGAUUCAGAGCAAAAUAUAAUUUUGCUUAAAUAUUUUUGCAGUAUUAUUGUUUUUAUCUUAUACCUUUUAAAAUAUAAUUAAAAGCACUCAUAAAAUUGCACUUAUCUAAAAUAAUUAGAUAUUACUCAGGUGUUUUAAUUUCAAUAAUUCAAAUGUAGGAAUCAAACAUUUGAUUACGUGUUCUAAUGCACUUUAUGUUCACUAAUAUGUGAGAGCACAGGAACAGCUUCUAUGCGGGCACAGGAAAUGACUAGGAAAUGCUAAAUACAUAUUUUAAAAGUAAUAAAAAUAGCAGUUCAAGAAGCCAUAGAUUGUAGCAGUUAUUGAAUUUUGCGUCUGUUACACAAUCACAUUGUCAACUCUAUGUUUAAAUAUUUCAUUUUAAGUUGUUCUAGGUAUCUUAUUUUUAAAAUUAUUAUUAAAUUAUACCAUUUAUAUUUAUACUAGGUCUUUUAUCUUAAAAUGCAGAACAUAAAUAAACCGCUUUU